AUCAGUGCGGUUUCUCUCUGGCUCCAGUCGGAGUGACUAAGGCAUCAGGAGAUUUCAUUUCUCUCUGUGUUGUGUGGUACCUCCCUCCCCCCCUCCUCCCCCCUGUCCCCUCCACCCCCUUCCUUUGUCUGUGUCUGUCUGUGUGUGUGGUGGGGGGCUUUGUACAGGGACAGGAGCUGGCUUUGGAUUGGAAUUCGGGAAAAAGGAACCUGGAAAGACUCGGUGCUGGGAUCACUCAGGAGAUAGUGGAGGAGAGAGAGAGAGAGACAGAGAGGAGGGGGGUUGCUGCUGGCAGGUUUGGGGGUUUGCUGACUGUGUGUGAGUGGGGCUAUCUCUCUCUCUCCCUGUGUGUACCCCAGUACCUCCCUCCUUCCUUCCCCCACCCCUACCCCCGGGCUGUGAGCGGCGAUGGGACAUCACCAACAGCGGGCGAUGCUCCUGCGGUACCUGGCCGCCCUGACCUUCCUCUCUCUGGGAGCCCGGAGCAGUGAGCCGGCCGGGGACAGCCCUGCGUGCUACGGCGGCUUCGACCUCUACUUCGUCUUGGACAAGUCGGGGAGUGUUCAACAUCACUGGAAUGAAAUUUUCUUCUUUGUCGAUCAUUUAGCUCACAAGUUCAUCAGCCCCCAGCUGAGAAUGUCUUUUAUUGUCUUCUCAACCAGAGGGACAACACUCAUGACCUUAACCGAAGACAGGGAACAAAUUCGCAAAGGACUAGAGGAGCUGCAGAUGGUGCAGCCUGGUGGGGACACCUACAUGCAUGAGGGCUUCGAGAGGGCCAGUGAACAGAUUUACUACUCAAGUGCUGAAGGUUACCGGACUGCCAGUGUCAUCAUUGCCCUGACAGACGGUGAGCUCAUGGAGAAUCUCUUCUACUACGCAGAGAGAGAGGCAGACCGUUCACGAAGUCUGGGAGCGACGGUCUAUUGCGUCGGUGUCAAAGACUUCAAUGAAACCCAGCUGGCUCGAAUUGCAGAUAGUAAAGACCACGUCUUCCCAGUAAAUGACGGCUUUGAGGCUCUGCAAGGCAUCAUCGACUCGAUCCUGAAGAAAUCCUGCAUUGAGAUUUUGGCUGCAGAACCAUCAAGUAUCUGUGCUGGAGAAACAUUCCAGGUCGUUGUGAAGGGGAAUGGAUUUUCCCACGCUCGUAGUGUGGACAAAGUACGCUGCAGUUUCAAAAUCAACGACACGGUGACCCUCACUAAAAAGCCUUUGGUGGUGGAAGACACCUACUUGCUCUGUCCUGCUCCAGUGCUACAGGAAGUUGACGGAGUGGUCUUCCUGCAGGUCAGCAUGAAUGAGGGUCUGAGUUUCAUCUCCAGUUUUGUCACCAUCACAACAGUCCACUGUUCAGACGGAACUAUUCUGGCGAUAGCACUCUUAAUCCUGUUCCUGCUGCUGGCACUGGUCCUGCUCUGGUGGUUCUGGCCACUGUGCUGUACUGUGAUCAUCAAAGAGCCCCCUCCACCUCCCAUGGAUGAUGAGGAAGACUCUGAUUCUGAAGGCAUGCCCAAGAAGAAAUGGCCAACUGUGGAUGCCUCCUAUUAUGGAGGUCGAGGUGUGGGAGGGAUCAAAAGAAUGGAGGUCCGCUGGGGAGAGAAGGGAUCGACCGAAGAAGGCGCUAAGUUGGAAAAGGCCAAAAACGCAAGAGUUAAAAUGCCGGAGCAAGAGUACGAGUUCUCCGAGUUGGGGAUUCAGAACAACAACAGAGCUCGGCAGAUGAACGCCCCCAGGAAGUGGUACUCACCAAUCAAGGGCAAGUUGGACGCACUGUGGGUUCUACUGCGAAAAGGCUACGACCGGGUAUCGAUAAUGAGGCCCCAACCUGGAGACAAGGGCCGCUGCAUUAACUUCACUCGGGUGAAGAGCGAAGCCAAGCCAGCCAGCUACCCGAUCUACAACAACAUGAGGAAUGUGGGACCUCCACCCAUCUACUGCCCCAACCUCAGCCCUCCUGCCUCUCCAGCCCCGUCGCCUGAACCUUCACCUGCUCCAUCGCCGACUUCCUCGCUGCCUCCACCACCACCAGGCCCACCGCCUAGCCGGGCCCCUCCACCAUCUCGCCCACCUCCACGCCCUUCCUUCUGAAGCCUCCAGCUGACCCGAGGAUUGAGUGGCCGAUGGUGAAAGGCCACCAAAGUGGUACUGUGUCAAGGCUCCCUGCUGGCCCGAUGGAGAUUGUCUUCCCUUUUGUCAGUCUUUUAUAUAUAUAUACAUAUAUAUAUAUAUUGCAGGGUGCAAAACAAGCUCCAAUCCACACAGCAAUAUCCUUCUGAACUUGUGCCAGUUAAAGUUGGCAUCGUUGUCUUCAAGUCCAUCAAUUGUCGCUUUUACGUUGUGUGAUAUAUUGAUAUUCGGCAGUUACCAUUUUAUAUAUAACCUUAUUACAUUUUUGCUAUCUUUCUGCAACUAAAGCCGCUAGGCGGACGACACAUUGGGUUUUGAGCAGCCUGUCUAGGAGAUUGGCUGUUGAGUUUCUCGCUUCUCUCUCUGCACACGGACGGAUGGGAAGGGGACGCCGAUAUCCCUUGCUGGUUGUGUCAGUUUGAAGGUGAUCAGUAACAGCUCCUGACGGGCCUGGGCUGUAACGCAGUGUCCCGUUUGGCAUCGCCGUCCAUCACAACAGAUAUCUUGCAGCUUCGAUUCCCAGCGUGCUCCCUCUGUCGCUUGGGCGGGGGUGGGGGGGAGGAGGAGGGGGACAGUGGGGGUGGUCGUUGUUCUCCAACUGGGACCCACUUCUCACCAGGGUAGAGGAGGGGGGACAGGGGGACGUUGUCACGGCGCAGUGGGGAAGGAGAAGCUGCAUGGGGACAGCUUGCCCGAUUUAGGGGUUUUCCACCUUCCUGCCCCUCUCCCUAUCUCUCUCUCUCACUCCUGUAGCCCUCCUCCCCCUUUCCUCCAACCCUGUAUCAGAUACCGUUGUGGUCUGGCUGGGCAGAUUGGGGCCAGCGGGUGGAGUUAGGGAACUGCAGGGCAAGGGGCAAACUAAACAAACUGGUGAUGCUGCUCUCCUGGGGGUGACCUUCCAAUGGAAGCAGCUCUUCAAGCUGCUGGGAUUGUGCUGCUCCCUGGGGCAAUGGUUGGAAGGUGGAUGGGCUACGCAGGUUUGUACCUCCCACUGACACUCACCCCACCGCCGCCCGUUAGUGCCCUCCCUCAGGGGUUGAGGGGAAUGGGGGCACCGGCAGUGAGACUUCCCACUUGCCCUGUGCCCCCCUCACCCCCAUCACCUCGAUCCCACCGAGCGAGCAUGGGGCAACAACAUACCUGACAGGAAAUGGGUGAGGUUCCUGGAAACGCUCCACUAUCCCGGGAACUGGUGGACUUCAUCGGGAAUUCUACGGGACUGGGACCCACUGAGUGGAAAAGCUGGUUGUGGAGAUCAUGCAUAUCUAUCACGAUGUGGGGAAUCAGCAAGGCUGGCAAAAUAAGAAAGGAGAAUUGGAGAUAAAACAGAGAGAGACAGAUUCAAUCCAAGAGAGUUUCCCAUUGGGAAAGCAUUUGGGAGCAGGAUGUAUCAUUCCGUAUGGAUUCACCUUGGAUUGAAAGAGUAACUAAUAACUACCAAACUACUUCACCUCUGGAAGCAACAAGAACAAAAGCACACCUCUGGUCUUUUCAUAACUACGGCGGUUCCUUCUCAUCUUGCCUUCCUUGUCACCCAGCACCUGCCAAAGCCUUCAUGUUAUUGUCCCUCUCCCUCCAUUUCAGGUUGCAGGGAAGGUUAUUGGUGUGACACCUCAACUGGCUUUUAGCAUCACAGUCUUGGACGGUCUUGAACACAAGCGACAAACCGAGCCAAAGAGAUCGUUGACCACCUUAUAUUUUUUCCUUCCCCUCGUGGUGUUCAGGGAUGUUAUGACACACCCUCUGGAGCAGGUGGGACUUGAACCCGGGUCUGACCCUGUUAAUUGUGGACCAUGGAGAGAAAGCAAUCAGCUCCAUCAGACUCAGCAGACAGGGCUGUAAAAUCACCUCAAGUUGCUGCAUGAAGCAAACAAACAGGAUGAAGAUAAAUAGAGAGCCCUGUCUGUUCAGUAUCGUCUCAUGAUUGAAAGCACCCGAUCUUGCAGAUUAUACGGAGCUCAUUUUACUAUCGGGGAGACAAAUUGUUGAUACCUUCUGGAGCAAAGAGUGGAUUAUGUUGUGAAAACUCUUGGAAAAGUUUCCAGCCUUACCUGGAAUCAUUUGAACAGACAAUGUGGUCAUUUUUAAGCAUAUUAUUUCUCCGCAUGUGUGUGUGUGUAUGUGCGUUUACAGCCCACCAAAGAGAACACAGAGUUCAAGGGGUGCUGCGGGGAAACACCCUCGAACCCAGUGACGUGAAGAACUGAUGUUGAUCAACAAUUGGUAGCACUUCUCUCCAGAAUGCUUCCUGGUCAUGGGCCACAUUCCGAUAGGAAGACAAUACUCCGGGAAAGGAAAUCCAGGCCUUUCUGAUGCUCGUAAUGGACGGGAAGGCUGACCAAGUUGUUAAAUUUACAAACACUGCUUGGACUGAACCGACAUUCAUGACUGACUUCAGAUCAGAGCCGAAGAUUAAACAACACCGUAAAUGGACAGCACUUGCAGAACUACCCCGACUGCACUCAUUGAUGUGAGGAGAAGUGGCUUAAAGUCGAUGUGCGGGACCCACUCUCUGGAAAUAACAGAAAUCGGUUCAAGACUUGCACUUUUUAUUUUGAAUUGCCUGGGAACCCUUUGCAUUCCCCCAUGGCAACACUUCAGCCAAUCAGAGUCAACUUGCCAACCAAUCGGCCCACCCUUUUCUCCUGCGUUAUAAAUUGCUGUGACUGUUCGGAAUCUGGGGUAUUCUUGCAUUUGUCCUGACGAGUGUUACUCUUUGUUGGGAAAGUUAACACUUCUGAGACGUUUCUGCACCUAUCCAUUUCAGGCCUGACCUUCAUCAACAAUGAUCUGAGAUGAACUAGUUACAGAGCCUAAGCUCACAACACGUGUUGUCCACAAGAGUGUGGGACAGAAGGUGUGCCAGGUCAGAGCAGCAGCAUCUCCCUGACACCAAACUGAAAUGUGGAAACUUGAAGGUGAGAAAGAGGAUUGAGGUCCCGAGUAAAGAACUGAUCAAAGUAGGAGGGCACUGCAAAGAGUCUUGAUUGAAAGAGGCUGCAUGGACAGGUGUUUGCUUUUCAGGAGAAAUGUCCAGGGGAGUCAUGCAGACCAUUGUAUUGACAAAGCAGAAAGACAAGGAAGUUGGCAUAGAAACAAGAGUUGGAGCCUUGGUGCGAUAGAUCAGUCGAUGGUUCAUAAGUUGUCAUCUCCUUUCUGUGUUGGAGGAGGGUGACAGAUAUGGGAUUCAUAUUCAUCCAUGAAUCCAACAAUAUAGGCCACACAUGGGCCCUGACAACAUUCCGGCAAUAGCACUGAAGACUUGUGCUCCAGAACUUGCCGCUCCCCUUCCACUACAGCUACAACACUGCCAUCUCCCUGACAAUGUGGAAAAUUGCCCAGGUAUAUCCUGUACACAGAAAGCAGGACAAAUCCAACAUGGCCAAUGACCAUUAGACUACUCUCAGCCAUCAGUAAAGUGAUGGCGAUGUCAACAACAGCAGUACUGCUCAGCAAUAAUCUGCUCACCGACAGACAAAUUGGCUUCUGCCAGAGCUCCUGACCUUAUUGCAGCUUUGGUUGACAUGUGAACCACAAGAGCUGAAUUCCAGAGAGGAGGUGAGAGUGACAGUCCUUGACAUCAAAGUAGAAAACACUGGAGUCAAUGGAUAUUGGAGUUGGGGGCAAGGGGGAAGUGGGAGGAAGUCUCCACUGGUUGCAGUCGUUCCUAGCAAACAGGAAGAGGGUUGUGGUUGUUGGAGGUCCAUCAUCUCAGCUCCAGGACAUCUCUGCAGGAGUUCCUCAGGGUGAUGUCCUCAGCCCAAAUAUCUACAAAUAGCUGAUUCAUCGUUGACCUUCCCUCCAUCAUUAAGUCAGAAGUGAGAAUGUUUGCUGAUGAUUGCACAGUGUUCAGCACUAUUUGUGA
Messenger RNA from Chiloscyllium plagiosum (whitespotted bambooshark), 5992 nucleotides. RefSeq names its product anthrax toxin receptor 1-like. The record is from RefSeq and is a predicted model, not a curated record. Gene Ontology annotation, molecular function: transmembrane signaling receptor activity. Gene Ontology annotation, cellular component: cell surface; plasma membrane. NCBI's taxonomy places the organism in Eukaryota, Metazoa, Chordata, Chondrichthyes, Orectolobiformes, Hemiscylliidae.